Trachemys scripta elegans is the source of this 513-nucleotide messenger RNA. RefSeq names its product spermidine/spermine N1-acetyl transferase like 1 (gene SATL1). The record is from RefSeq and is a predicted model, not a curated record. Gene Ontology annotation, cellular component: cytosol. The coding region runs from base 1 to 513 and encodes 170 amino acids. The transcript is spliced from 6 exons. Gene Ontology annotation, molecular function: N-acetyltransferase activity. Lineage: Eukaryota; Metazoa; Chordata; Testudines; Emydidae.
AUGAGCUGUUUCCGAAUCCGCCCGGCAGAGCCCCAGGACUGUCCUGAAAUCCUGCGCCUCAUCAAAGAACUAGCUGCAUAUGAAAAUAUGCCAAAUGCAGUAAAAUUAACAGAAAAAGACUUGCUUGAAGAUGGCUUUGGAGAACAUCCUUUCUACCACUGUCUAAUAGCAGAGGUGCCAAAGGAGGGACAAACAGGAAGUAGUUGCAUUGUAGGUUAUGCUAUGUAUUACUUUACAUAUGACCCUUGGAUUGGCAAGUUACUUUACCUGGAAGACUUCUAUGUCAUGGAACCAUAUAGAGGCUUGGGCAUUGGCUCGGAAAUCUUAAAGACAUUAAGCCAGAUAGCAAUCAAAACAAACUGUAGCUGCAUGCAUUUCCUUGUAGUCAUUUGGAACAAGCCAUCUAUAGAGUACUAUGUGAGACGUGGAGCUUUAGACCUUUCCACUGAAGAGGGCUGGCAUCUCUUCAGAUUUGACAAAGAGAAUCUUCUCAGAAUGGCAUCUGGAGAAUGA